AUGUCCCGUGACUUCGAAGGCAAAGUGGUGAUUGUGACUGGGGCCAGCUCUGGAAUUGGGGCGGCCACAGCAAAAAUGUUUGCCCAGCGAGGGGCUAAGGUGACGCUUUGUGGACGGGACGUGGGCAGACUGAACGAGGCCGUGGAGGAGUGUUCCAAGGUUGGGGGCGGUGAUGCCAGUCGGUACCUGACUGUAACCGGAGACGUCACUAGACCAGAAACAAGACAACAGAUCGUCAAACAGACAGUAGACAAAUUUGGGCGCCUCGACGUUCUGGUCGCAAACGCCGGAAUCGUUGAGACCAGAGCCAUUAUGGAUGAAACAGAAGAAACCUUUGACAACACAAUCAACACCAACGUCAAAGCCACGUUUUUUAUUAUCAAGAACGCCAUCCCUGAACUGAUCCAGUCCAAAGGCAGCAUAGUUAUCGUGUCUUCUAUCGUCAGUACACUGGCUGUUCCGUCUGAGAUUGUCUACUGUAUGACUAAGGCCGCGCUUGACCAUAUGACCAGAAACCUAGCACUGGAUCUAGCUUCUAAAGGUGUCCGGGUGAACGCCGUCAACCCCACCCUGGUAUGGACUAGAAUCUACCGAGACUCAGAUCACGGCCCUGAAUUCGAUAAAUUUCUACAAUUGUGUGCAGCUGCCCAUCCCUUGUAUGGACGGGCCAGCACCGCCGAAGAACAAGCAGAAGUGAUCGUCUUCCUGGCCAGUGACGCUGCCCGUUUUGUGACUGGGCAGUGUAUCAAAGUUGACGGGGCCGUGACCUUGACGGGCGUACCCCCUGUGUGA
Candidula unifasciata is the source of this 792-nucleotide messenger RNA. The record is from the annotation of a GenBank genome assembly. NCBI's taxonomy places the organism in Eukaryota, Metazoa, Mollusca, Gastropoda, Stylommatophora, Geomitridae.